UCCUCUUGUAGUAGACACUUGUGUUUUUAGAAGCCUUCUACUGACUGAGAGUAAAGACUCUUACUUAGAGAGUUCUGUAGUCACAUUGAAUUCUGCAAGGAUUCCCUUUAUCUUCCAACUUACAUUUUGCUCUUGGAGUGGUCCAAACACUAUGAUGUCUUCUUAUAAAUGUCAAGAGAAGGGUACACUGAAAACUCAUGAUUGUGUCUUGAUUUACGAGUCAGAGACAGAGGGAGAGGAAAACUACACUCCAGACAACAGCUUAAUCAGACUCACCACCAAGAUGUUAAAAGUGAAGAGGCUGGAAGAAAUCAACUCAUGUUAUAGCAGCAACCAGCUGGAGAAAAUGGCCUUUUUUCAGUGUAUGGGAGAGGUUGAGAAGAUGAAAUGUUUUCUGGAAGAAAAUUGUAGUGACCAGGAUUCAAGAUCUGGACAGAAUGAGGCUGAGGAGAAGGUGUGGUCAAACCCUGGUCUGAAGGAAAGGACAACUGUCAAUGGUGAAAAGACAUUGAACCUAACAGAGAGAUCUACUGAGAAGAACCAAUUCUCCUCUGAGAAAGAAAAGGUUAAUAAACUCAACAAGAAAAAUGACGAGAAGACCAAUACCUCUGUAGCUCAGAGAGGUUUUGCCAUAUGUCAUACAGAAAAACAAGACAAAGCAGAAGAUUUUGCUCUAAGAAAUUCCAUAGAUCCAAGAGAGAAUGCAGUUGGAAAAGACAGUUCAUGCACAGAAAGCUCGAAGAGACAAGAAAACAGUAGCAUUGGAGAUGAUAAACAAGGCACUGUGGUUAAGAGUGAUUGUCCACUAGUCAAAGGAGAGAAAAAUGGGCUUCUUUUUAAGGAAGACACUGGUAGAAGAGAAGAUGAAGAAGGUGGAGGAACCACAACUGCAAAUGAAACAAUGCUGGACCAAUGUUCAAAUGAAAAACAGUAUGUUGAUAAAACUAAUAGUGAUCAGUACCAUGAAAGGUGUAUCGACAGCAUAAAGGCCAUUUUGACACCAGGAAUCCUGGGAAAUUCAACAAUAGGAUCCACUUUCCAGAAUGCUGAACAAACAGAGUUUGCUGGCAGCAGUAAGCGUAGAGUGACAGAGGAGAGCUUCCUCAAGGAAGACAACAAAAAGAGCAGAAUAGAUGUAGUGGGUACAAGUGAAGAACACACAUUUAAAAGCACAGAGGAAACAAGACAAGCCCAGAGGAGUUUACAGAGUAAACCCCAAGAGUUUGCUGGAAGGAAGACCUCCACAGAGCAAGAUCUGGCCAUCCCACUGGAUGAUGUCCCAGCUCCUGCUGCUCCAUUUGAUCAUCGUAUUGUAGCAGUCAAACAAGCAGCAGUUGACAGAUUAUAUACAGUGAGCAAAACAGAAAUUCUAGGAGGGGGGCGUUUCGGCCAGGUUCACAGGUGUAAAGAGAAAGCAACAGGUCUGAAGCUGGCUGCCAAAAUCAUUAAGGCCAGAAGCACAAAGGACAAGGAGGAAGUGAAGAAUGAGAUCAACAUCAUGAACCAGCUGGACCACGUGAACCUCAUUCAGCUCUACGAUGCCUUCGAGUCCAGGAAUGACAUUGUCCUGAUCAUGGAGUAUGUGGAGGGUGGAGAGCUGUUUGACCGCAUCAUUGAUGAGAACUACAACUUGACAGAGCUUGAUACCAUCCUGUUCAUCAAGCAGAUCUGUGAGGGGAUAAGGCACAUGCAUCAGAUGUACAUCCUCCACUUGGACCUAAAGCCUGAGAAUAUCCUGUGUGUGAAUCGGGAUGCUAAACAAAUAAAAAUUAUUGAUUUUGGAUUGGCCAGAAGAUACAAACCCAGAGAGAAGCUGAAGGUGAACUUUGGAACCCCAGAAUUCCUUGCUCCUGAAGUUGUGAACUAUGAUUUUGUCUCCUUUCCCACUGACAUGUGGAGUGUGGGGGUCAUUGCCUAUAUGCUACUCAGCGGUUUGUCCCCUUUCCUGGGUGAUAAUGAUGCGGAGACACUGAGCAAUGUCCUGGCAUGCAGGUGGGACUUGGAGGACGAAGAAUUUCAGGACAUCUCGGAGGAGGCUAAGGAGUUCAUCGCCAAGCUCCUGAUUAAGGAGAAGAGUUGGAGAAUAAGUGCCAGUGAAGCUCUCAAGCACCCCUGGUUGUCAGACCACAAGCUCCACUCCAGACUCAAUGCACAGAAAAAGAACUGCAGCUCUGAUGUGCAGAACCUCGUGACCAAAUAGUCUACCGAAGGCACCCAUUUGAAAGGAAAACUGCUGUGGUUGCUGCUGCUUUGAGAAGACUUU
This is a messenger RNA of Castor canadensis (American beaver), 2263 nucleotides long. It is a transcript of the gene Mylk4, whose product is annotated as myosin light chain kinase family member 4. NCBI's taxonomy places the organism in Eukaryota, Metazoa, Chordata, Mammalia, Rodentia, Castoridae. Gene Ontology annotation, molecular function: protein serine/threonine kinase activity; ATP binding. Gene Ontology annotation, biological process: intracellular signal transduction; positive regulation of apoptotic process; protein phosphorylation. The record is from RefSeq and is a predicted model, not a curated record. Gene Ontology annotation, cellular component: nucleus.